Messenger RNA from Periophthalmus magnuspinnatus, 2163 nucleotides. It is a transcript of the gene prss59, whose product is annotated as serine protease 16. Gene Ontology annotation, biological process: proteolysis. The record is from RefSeq and is a predicted model, not a curated record. Gene Ontology annotation, molecular function: dipeptidyl-peptidase activity; serine-type exopeptidase activity. The transcript is spliced from 9 exons. Lineage: Eukaryota; Metazoa; Chordata; Actinopteri; Gobiiformes; Gobiidae. The coding region runs from base 12 to 1511 and encodes 499 amino acids.
UUUUAAAUCACAUGCUCUUCUUCCUUCCAGUUUCUUAUUAUUCAAACAUGGCGUUUCACUCGAGAUGUUUUGUUCUUUGCACAACAUUGGUUCUGAUAUCUGUCUUCUCUUUAGCAAAAGGACAUAAAGGGUUUGGAAAAUUUGUACGAAGACUUCACACCAUACAAAAACCACAGGAACAGUGGUUCACUCAGAAACUGGAUCAUUUCAAUGGUCAAGACAGCAGAGUCUGGAAACAGAGGUAUUUUGUGAAUGACACCUUUGCCCAGCCUGAUGGUCCAGUGUUUUUAAUGAUUGGGGGAGAGGGUCCGGCCAACCCAAUCUGGAUGGACCAUGGCACCUGGCUCACCUAUGCAGAGAAACUGGGAGCACUCUGUUUUAUGCUGGAGCACCGCUUUUAUGGGAAAAGUCGCCCAACAUCUGACUUGAGCACAGACAGCCUGCAUUUCCUGAGCAGUAGACAGGCCCUGGCAGACCUGGCCCACUUCAGAACAACAAUAGCAGAGAUUUGGGGGCUGAGUGACAGGAAAUGGAUGGCAUUUGGAGGCUCGUACCCAGGAUCCCUCGCUGCCUGGUUCAGACUGAAGUAUCCACACCUCGUUCAUGCCUCUGUGGCAACCAGCGCACCUGUCCACGCUCAAGUCAACUUCCCAGAGUAUCUGGAGGUUGUAAGAAGAUCCUUGGCCUCAGAGAAUGCCAAUUGCCCCCUGCUGGUCAAAAAGGCUUCGGACACUCUGGUGGAGCUCUUGAAAGACCCCACAACCUACGACAACAUCACCCAAGAUUUCAACUUGUGCGGCAAACUGCAGAUACAGACAGAAAGUGACUCUGCCUACUUCCUGGAAACACUGGCUGGUAACUUCAUGGAUGUGGUCCAAUACAAUCAGGACAACAGGGCUUUUGAGGGAGUAAUUGGAACCAACAUCACUAUUGAGGCAUUGUGUGGUGUCAUGGCUGAUGCGUCUCUCGGAGACCCUUAUUCCCGUUACGCAGCAGUGGCUCGUCUCAUGAUGGAGAAUUUCUCAAUGAAGUGUCUUAAUGUCAGCUUCAACUACUAUGUCCAGGACAUGACUAACACAUCGUGGGAGGGUCCGGCAGCAGGAGGAGGGAGACAGUGGGUUUACCAGACAUGCACAGAGUUUGGCUUCUAUCAAAGCACUGAUUCACCCGACCAGCCAUUUGCAGGUUUCCCUCUGGAUUACCAGGUGAAGCAGUGUGCAGACUUCUACAAUGUGAGCGCAGAGCAGCUGGCUGAUGCUGUAGCUCAAACCAAUGAAUAUUACGGAGGAUAUGACAUUCGCUCAUCCAGAAUCGUCUUUCCAAACGGCUCUAUAGAUCCAUGGCAUGCUUUGGGAAUCACCCUGGACAUAACACCUGAUCUCCCAGCAGUUUUCAUAAAGGGGACAGCUCACUGUGCCAACAUGUACCCCGCACGGGCUGAAGAUCCUGUUCAACUGGUGAUGGCCCGUGACCACAUCUUCUUACUCCUACAACAAUGGCUCAAGCAGUGACUGGACUGACCAUGACACAGCUGUUUAUUUAGAAAGAAAAAAAACAAUGUAUGGGUAAAAAUGUAUUUGUAUAAAUUUAUAUAAAAUGUAUGCAUGCAGCUAUUUGUUCACAAAGAUCACCCUCUAAUGUUUCUAUAGUCUCAAUCUUCCCUCUCAGUGUUUUUUUUCCACAUCAUGAUCAAUGCUGCCAAUAAAGCCACUAAUAUCAGAGCAACUAGUAUUUCUGGUGGGUUCUGCAAUAGUUCAGAUUUGCGAUUGAUUAGUUUAGGCUAAAUGUGAAAAAUAGAGGUCUAUCCAUCUAAUUUAGCAGAAUGAAGUGUAACUUGAUCUCUAUAGCCAAUUGAGUGUUUUGGUUCAACAGCCAGAUGUGCCACUUACUCAGGAUGGAGAGGAUUAAACUUGGGUAAGUGAAUCAGGCAUUUCAGUUCCCCUCGUCUAGAACAUGGGGACUGGCUGCACUCAGCAAAAAAAAACAAAAACAAAAUCUUAAACACAAAAGACGUUGUGGACAUUAUAUUCUUAAGCUGUCCAUAUUACUGUAAGGCUAUAUAUAGCCUUUUUCUACAUCGCAUUUCCCCAAUGCUUUAUCAAGUUGUAUAGCACAAACUAAAGCAAAACAGGAAAUGAUGUGAAAAUUGAAAUUAUUAUGCAC